Messenger RNA from Argentina anserina (silverweed cinquefoil), 1216 nucleotides. RefSeq lists its product as uncharacterized. Bases 68 to 976 code for a protein of 302 amino acids. The transcript is spliced from 10 exons. The record is from RefSeq and is a predicted model, not a curated record. NCBI's taxonomy places the organism in Eukaryota, Viridiplantae, Streptophyta, Magnoliopsida, Rosales, Rosaceae.
GUCUCUCUUUGGGUCUGAGAAGGAGCGAACCCAGGAGGGGGCCUUGUCAUGAUAAGCUGAAACGAGCAUGAAAUCGGCGACCUCGUCGUCCGCGCUCUUUCUUCUCCCACGUAGCCUAUCUUCUUCUUCUUCAUCUUCUUCUUCUUGCUCUUGUCACAAGCUUGUUAUAAUGGCCAAGAGCAAGAACAUCAAGUCUCAGUCAUCGUCGGGCCCCGACCCAACUCCCCCUCCCCCUCCUAGGAUUACUUCAAACGUCAGGCAGAAUUUGCAGCUUUUGAAGUUGUGGAAGGAGUUUCAAAAGAGAAAGACUAGCGCACCAAAGCAUUCUACUAGGUACAGGAGGAAGAAAGUGAUUAAGGAAGAUGUUCCGGAUGAUCCGGAACUCUAUCGUGACCCCACCACCACUCUCUACUAUACGAACCAGGGGUUUGAGAACGCAGUGCCGGUCUUGCUUGUUGAUGGUUACAAUGUGUGUGGGUAUUGGGCCAAGCUGAAGAAACAUUUUGUCAAUGGGAGACUGGAGAUCGCACGCCAGAAGCUCAUUGAUGAGCUUGUCACUUUCAGCAUGCUUAGAGAGGUGAAGGUGGUAGUGGUAUUUGAUGCCAUGAUGUCUGGACAACCCACACAUAAGGAAGAUUUUGUCGGCGUUGAUGUCAUUUUCUCUGGUGAUACUUGUGCUGAUGCAUGGAUCGAAAAAGAGGUUGCAGCUUUAAGGGAAGAUGGAUGCCCUAAAGUUUGGGUUGUGACCUCUGAUCAUGUUCAGCAGCAUGCAGCACAUGGAGCAGGAGCUUUCAUUUGGAGCAGCAAGGCAUUGAUUUCUGAGAUUAAAGCAUCACAGAAGGAGGUUGAGAGGAUGCUUGAAGAACACAGGUCAACUUCUUUUCAGGGGAGGUUAUUAAAGCACAAUCUUGACUCAGAAAUUGUAGACGCUCUCAAGGAUCUUAGAUCAAAGUUAUCUGAAAAUGAACCAAAGUAGUUGAUUAUACAUUUAGGCUACAAUGAUCUCACUCAAAGUUCUUGCUGCUUAUUCUGUACAUAUUGUAUAGGAUAUCAAUGUACGGAUGUAUCAGUAUCUUUCAGCAGCAAGUUGUAUGUAGUUUUCAUGUCAAAUGAGGAUGUGUCUGAGGGAUUCUGCCCAUGGACGGGUUUGGUAUAUGUCCGUGCUGGUUUUCAGUUACUGCAAUGAGAAUAAAUGAGAAGUAUGUUUUUCCCUCUA